Messenger RNA from Ogataea philodendri, 537 nucleotides. RefSeq lists its product as uncharacterized. The record is from RefSeq and is a predicted model, not a curated record. Lineage: Eukaryota; Fungi; Ascomycota; Pichiomycetes; Pichiales; Pichiaceae. The transcript has a single exon. The coding region runs from base 1 to 537 and encodes 178 amino acids.
AUGGCAAUACCCAGAGCAGCAGACUUACCACGUCCUCUUCCGGCAGUCAAAGUGACCGUUGUGUUCAGAGUCUUUUCCGCAAUGGAAUCAAUAAACCGCAGAAUGGCCUCGGCUUGGUUCAGCGUCUUGGCCAAACUCACUAGCGAACCAGCAGGCUGGGUAUCCUCAAGGCUCGACUUCAACUCCACCAGCUCCUGUUCUUUUUCGGAAAGCUCCUCGUCGUCUUUUGGAGGCAGUCUCUUCACGUGUCUUCCACCAGAGACCGGCAGGACGUUCAGUUCGUCGUCCAGAACCAAACAGUUCUUACAGUCGGAAAGAGACAGCAAGAAUCUCUCGUUGAAUCUGGCAACAACGUCGUUAUGUGCUUCGGUUCUGUAUCUAGAGUGGAUAUCCAUGGUCACAGUGUACAAUUGUUUCAAAGAAGACAUCGAUUUCAAGAGCAUCACAACAAGUCCUCCACCCUCGACGGUUUCGAUCGUUCUUGCCAUCAAGUUAGGAGUAAGUCCUUCGAAAUCCUGCAAAAUGCACAUUCCAUAG